AUGCUACGGUCAAUUAUACGACAUGCCAGUACAAAUGUAGCAACAACUACAACAACCACUACAGCAACCACAAGACCAUCAUUAUUAUCAAUACUACCAUCAAAAAGAACAAUCAAUAGAAUUUUAUUUGACAAUGAUUCAUCAAUAACUUAUUCAAAAAUGAUUCCAGUCCUUACUGAAAUAUACAAUAAUUUAUCAACACCAUCUAAAAUCCAAAUUCCCAACAAAAUAACAACUCAUGAUUUAAUGAUUUUCAAAAAAGUUUUAGAAAAUAUAAGAAAUAUAACUCAAUCAAUAAAUAAAAAUUUAUUAGAUUUAGAAAAUGAAAUAAUUGAACAAUGUGCAGAAAUGGGAAAUUUAGAUGCUAUUACUUUAUUAUCAUUUGAAACUAUACAAAAAUCAUUAACAAAAAAUCAAAUAAUAUCACCACAAUUGGAAGAAGAUUUAAAAACUGCCAAUAAAUUUAUAAAAGAAUUAACUGAUUUAAAACAUCCAUUAGUUUUUAAAAUGGCAGGUGAUUUAGCUUAUGAAAAAGGAGUAUUUAAUAAAGCUUUAGAAUUCUACACGCAGUUUUUGGAAGUUGAACCAGAUACUAUAGAAGCAGGUCAUAUUUAUUAUAAUUUAGGUUAUUAUUUUUUUGCACAACCACCACCAACACAAGAUUAUCAAAAAUCCAAACAAUAUUUUUUAAAAUGUUUAAAAUUAUGUGAUUUGGAUCAAUUUUCAAUAAAAGCUCAUUAUUAUUUAGGUCAAUUAUAUAUUGACACAAACCCCAAACUUGCAAAAUAUCAUAUGGAAAUAAGUGCAACUAAAUCUUUGGCUGAAUCUUUUAAUUCACUUGGUUUUUUAGAAAUGAAUAAAUUUAAAAAUUAUAAUAUUGCAUUAGAAUGGUUUAAGUUGGGUAUUGAAGCUAGAAAUCAAGAUGUUCUAUGUUUAAUUGGUUGUUUUGAUUGUUAUAUGAAUUUAAAAAAUUGGGAAAAUGCUAAUAAGAUUUUAAAAAAUUUGAAAAAUUUAAAGACCAAGAUGGAUUCUUUUAAAUUGGAUAAAACCAAAAUUGUACCUGAUUCAAUGAAGGGUCAAUUUGAAUUUAAUGAUUCAUUAUUAAUUACUUUUUUUAAAAGUAGAGAGAAUGAUUUCAAUUUGCUAAAUAAUAAACUUGGAGAGUGA
This is a messenger RNA of Lodderomyces jiufengensis, 1167 nucleotides long. RefSeq lists its product as uncharacterized. The transcript has a single exon. The record is from RefSeq and is a predicted model, not a curated record. Lineage: Eukaryota; Fungi; Ascomycota; Pichiomycetes; Serinales; Debaryomycetaceae. Bases 1 to 1167 code for a protein of 388 amino acids. Gene Ontology annotation, molecular function: protein binding.